AUGCGCAGUGCGUGUGUACGUCUUGUUCCCAAAACAGCAGCAGCCGAGGGAGCAGAGAGAGCAGAUGGAGCGACUUUGAAGUGUUUUGGCCACACGUUUCUCCGAACAACAGACACCCGCUAACAGGCUUCAUGGUGAAACCAAAACAAAACACAUGACAGAUCAGCUGACUCCUGCUCACACUGAUUAACGCUCACACUUGAGGCUUCUGCUUUCGCUUCCUCCAGAGACAUCAGAGACCAAACUUCCCUCGACGAUGGCCACCGCCACCGCCGCCCUUGCCACGACUUCCAAGAUCAGCCUGAGAGAGGACCUGACGUGUGCCAUAUGCUGCGACCUCUUCCGGGAGCCCGUCAUGUUGGCCUGCAUGCACCACUUCUGUAAACCCUGCAUCUCCAGAUACUGGAGGGGAUUUCAAGGCCCCGUGAGCUGCCCGCAAUGCCGCAAAGAGUUCAGCUCCAAGGAGUUUCAGACCAACUACCUCGUGGCGGCCAUGGUGGAGAAGGUCAGAGUCACCACCUCGGACUCUUACCUCAAGAACCUCGAGAAACAACUGAGAGACACGUUGGAGAGCCAUCGCCUGAGGAAGGAGGACUUCAUGAACAGCGUUCGCAGAGACAAAGACAAGAUGGAUGCCAUAAAGAGAGCCGGAGCAGAUCUGCAGGCUCGUGUCAAAGGGGAAUUCCAAGCUCUCCAUCAGAUCCUGCAAAACGAGGAGACCUGCAUGCUGGAGCAGCUGAGGAGGGAGCAGGAGGAGGAGCUGGAGAAAGUCCAGCGCCACCUGGAGGCCGUCAAGCUGGCCGUGAGGGAGCUGGAGGACAAUAUGAGGGUGCUGAAGCAGGCUAGCGCUAACACAGAGAGCGUCGUGCUGACUGAGCUCCCACAGCUGAGACAAUGUGUUCAGGUGGAUAUGGCCCCGGAGUUUGACAUAAACACUUUCAGCAACAAAUACAUGGCUCCCUUACAGUACAUCACAUGGAGAAAGAUGUUCAAGUCUCUGAAGCCAGGUCCUUCCCCGUUAACGUUCGAUGUUGACACGGCACACGUGAGCAUCUACGUCUCCAGGGACAAAACCGCGGCAGCUGAGUGUGACGUCGUGGUUCCACAUACGGAUCACAGCAAGCGUUUCCUCCAGUGCGUCAACAUCCUGGCUGCCCAGGGCUUUCAGUCAGGCCAACACUACUGGGAGGUAGAAGUGACCUCCAAACCCAAGUGGGACCUGGGCGUGGCGUCUGAGUCCGUGGACAGGCGCGCUCGGAUCAAGCUGAGCCCGGAAAGCGGUUACUGGACGCUGCGCAUGCGCAAUGGGAGCGAGUGCUCUGCCGGCACGCAGCCCUGGACGAGGCUACGGCUGAGCUCCUCCCUUCAGAGGGUCGGGGUUUUCUUGGACUGUGAGGAGAGGAGGGUGUCCUUCUACAACGCCGAUGAUAUGAGUCUGAUCUAUUCGUUCACCAACGGGCCAAGGGGCAAGGUGUUCCCCUUCUUCAGCCCAUGCAUUAAUGACAGCAGACAGAAACCUCAGCCUAUUAAACUCCUCCACUACCCUCCUGUUGCUCUGCUGGACUAACAUAAGCACAAUCAAUACAGUUUCAGUGUGUAAGAGCUGUUAAUCCACUUAUUGAGCAAUGGCUGUUAUCACUGAGCUUUAAAAAGACCGUACUGCCAUUUUUAGCAGAAUGAGUUUAACAUUUCACACCGUUAUGUUCCGCUCUUAUUUUCCAUACUUUAUUGAUCGGCAGAUGUUUUUUCUUUCUAUGUGAAAAUUGCCUUGAAAUGUUAUGAAAAUUGCCAUAACCACCAUUUGUACUGUAAUCAUACUGAAGAAGUCAACAUUUUUAAAAACAAACAUAUAAUGAAGCUCAAAUUACAUUUUAAAGAUUAUUACUUUUGAAGCUUUAUUUCUGAUAGAGACAGCUGAAGAGGGACAGGACUGCGGGGAGAGAAAGAUGGACCGAGCCUUCGCACAUGGGGCGUCUGCUCUACCGACUGAGCUAAACGCCGCCCUUACAUUGUGUGCUGGUUCUGUCUAUAGACAGAUGGAGAUAGUUGACCUUUUAAAUGAUAAUCUGAAUCAUUAUUUCAUCGGGUCAGGCUAUUAUUAAACUCACCCGUGAAAGUUUUUUUCAUUAUCCAGUAUGAACAAAUCAUGCAUUUUACUGUAAGAUUUGUUUAAAUGGUUUGGAAAUUAAACCGUUUUGCAUUUUUCCGAUAUGUUAUUUGACACCCAGAUGAAACUUUGAGUUCUUUAUUUGACUUCCAGCAGCUCCUGUUGCUUUGCCAUUAUUUGUACAUUCAUAUAUAUAUACGUUACCAUGUGCCUGAAUCUGAACACUUAUGUGAUAGAAUGCACACUCUUUGUUUUUUCACUUUUCACUCAAAGAAAUAACUGAAACGUGGUUCUUUGACGUAUAUUUUACGUUGUUGUCAUCGCAUGUCAAUCACAUGUUCGAUCAUUUCUGGAAUAAGACCCAAACAAUUAUUGUAAAAACCUGCUGAUGCAAGUAAUAAAGCGGAUCACCUUUUCUUUAUGAGAUAAA
Molecule: messenger RNA, 2537 nt
Organism: Larimichthys crocea (large yellow croaker)
Lineage: Eukaryota; Metazoa; Chordata; Actinopteri; Sciaenidae
Gene: trim105
Product: tripartite motif containing 105
Exons: 8
Coding region: 257-1567 (436 amino acids)
Molecular function (GO): metal ion binding; protein binding
Source: RefSeq, a predicted model, not a curated record